Molecule: messenger RNA, 348 nt
Organism: Cladocopium goreaui
Lineage: Eukaryota; Dinophyceae; Suessiales; Symbiodiniaceae
Source: the annotation of a GenBank genome assembly
AUGCUGCUUUGGCUGAUUUUUUGUGUGGUCGAAGAAAAGAAGUCAGAACCAGCCAAGGAGACGACAGAAACUGUGGAGACAAAGGACGAGACGACGGUGGGUGACGUCGUUGACGUCAAGAAAGGAAUGACGGUCACCAACAUGCGCAGGCAGCAGAGCGGGCACGUCCUGCAGCACACUGCGACCGAUGUCUUGGUGAAAUAUGACGAUGGCAAGACUGAGUGGACCGAGAUCGAGGACCUGCAAAAGAUGGUGGUUGACGCAGUGAAGGAGAAGGAUAAAUUGCCAGAAGUCACCUUUGAGGGUGCAGGUGACAACAAGGGAUUGUGCUCCUGUGGAUUCUUCUGA